GACAAAUAUUUCGCUUUUCGAUUGAAAACACUACGGGACAUAGCCAGUAGCCGGCGACUCGGCCAAGAACAAAUAUAAAAGAAAAUACCGAGGAAAAAAUAAACUAGAAAGCGAAAACAAGAAGGAGCCUCAGAGCAGGUGAAUUCAAGCUAUGGCGUCAGCCUCCGAUAGAUCUCACCGCAUCCCGUUCCUUGAUUUACCCUUCUCAAGCGUAUAAUAUUUUGUCGAUUCUAAAUCUGUUCUUGUAGCAAAGCGAGGGUUUGAAAUGAACAGAUAUUGACGGGGAGGUUUUGAAGUACUGAUCCUUUGUUUGGAGCUGCGGGGAUUCAAAGCGUGGCAGAAUGAGGGAUUGGGGCAGGUCGAGGCGGCCGUCUCGUCUGGGGCGGGUGAGGCUGGAUAAGCAGGACCAAGAAAUGGACAUGGAAAUGGAUGAUGCGCAGGAACAAGGGAACGAUGAGGUUCUGCAUCGUCGCUUUCGUCACGUUUCCUUCAGUGACAACAGGCGCCACAGCCACGUUCAGCCUCAGCAUCCGGCUAACCGCUUCAUUGUCUGCAACGAUCGAGAGAAAAACCAGAUUUACAAGGGAAAUUCAGUUUCUACAACAAAGUACAAUAUUUUUACAUUUUUGCCGAAAGGUCUGUUUGAACAGUUUAGACGAGUGGCAAAUUUGUACUUCUUGAUGAUCUCUAUCUUGUCUACGACUCCAAUAAGUCCUGUGCAUCCUGUUACAAAUGUUGUUCCUUUGUCUCUUGUCCUUUGUGUUUCUCUUAUCAAAGAGGCAUUUGAGGAUUGGAAACGUUUCAAUAAUGAUAUUGUAAUCAAUGGUACUCUGGUUGAGGUAAUUCAAGAUGGCAAGUGGAUAGAAAUUCCGUGGAGGAAACUGCAGGUUGGAGACCUGGUUCGAGUUAAGCAAGAUAAUUUCUUUCCAGCAGAUCUUCUUUUCUUAUCUAGCACAAAUCCAGAUGGCAUCUGUUACAUUGAGACUGCAAAUCUAGAUGGAGAGACAAAUUUGAAAAUCAGAAAAGCAUUAGAAAAAACAUGGGACUAUAUACAUCCUAAUAAAGCAGCUGAAUUUAAAGGUGAAAUACAGUGUGAACAACCAAAUAACUCAUUAUAUACUUUUACUGGUAAUCUUGUUAUGGGGAAACAGACACUACCUCUCUCACCAAAUCAGAUUUUGUUGCGGGGAUGCAGCCUUCGUAACACAGAGUUCAUAGUUGGUGCUGUAGUUUUCACAGGACAUGAAACAAAGGUUAUGAUGAAUAGCAUGAAUGUUCCUUCGAAAAGAAGUACCUUAGAGCGAAAGCUUGACAAGCUUAUACUGAUUCUCUUUGGUGUCCUUUUUGCAAUGUGCUUUAUUGGUGCCAUUGGCAGUGGAUUUUUUAUCAAUCGCAAAUACUUCUACCUUGGCCUUCUGGGAGAUGUUGAGAAUCAGUUCAAUCCUAAAAAUAAAUUUGUGGUUGCUGCUCUUACAUUAUUUACCCUUGUUACAUUAUAUUCAACCAUUAUUCCUAUUUCGCUCUAUGUGUCAAUUGAGAUGAUAAAGUUUAUCCAGUCUACCCAAUUCAUCAAUAAAGAUAGACGUAUGUAUCAUAUGGAAAGCAACACUCCUGCUUUGGCACGGACAUCAAAUCUGAAUGAAGAGCUAGGACAGGUGGAGUAUUUAUUUUCUGAUAAAACUGGCACUCUUACAAGAAAUUGUAUGGAGUUUUUCAAGUGUUCCAUUGGGGGUGAGAUGUAUGGAAAGGGUGUCACUGAAGUUGAGAGAGCAGCAGCCCUCCGAAAUCAACUGAACAUUCAUGAGAUUGGAAGAGCAGCUGAUGCUGUGCAUGAAAAGGGUUUCAAUUUUGAAGAUGCAAGAUUGAUGGCUGGUGCAUGGAGAAACGAGCACGACCCUGAAAUAUGCAAGGAAUUUUUCAGAUGCCUUGCAAUAUGCCAUACAGUUUUACCUGAAGGUGAUGAAUCGCCUGAGAAAAUAACAUAUCAGGCUGCUUCUCCAGAUGAGUCUGCUCUUGUCAUUGCAGCGAAAAAUUUUGGCUUCUUCUUUUACAGGCGGACGCCAACUAUGAUAAGAGUUCGUGAAUCACAUGUUGAGAAAAUAGGCAAAGUUCAAGAUGUUGGUUAUGAGAUUCUGAAUGUUCUGGAAUUCAAUAGUACAAGGAGAUGCCAAUCUGUCAUUUGUCGUUACUCUACUGGAAGACUAGUCUUAUAUUGCAAGGGUGCUGAUAGUGUUAUCUAUGAGAAGAUAGCUCGGGGAAAUGAUGCCAUUAAAAAAACAACCCGAGAACAUUUGGAACAUUUUGGAGCUGCUGGCUUACGCACCUUAUGCUUAGCUUACAGAGAUCUAAGUAAUCAACUAUAUGAAGAGUGGAAUGAGAAGUUUAUAGAAGCAAAAUCUGCUUUAAGUGAUCGGGAAAAGAAACUUGGCGAGGUUGCAGAUUUGAUUGAGAAGGAACUUAUUCUGAUAGGAUGCACUGCAAUUGAAGACAAACUUCAAGAGGGGGUGCCAGCUUGUAUAGAAACUCUUUCAAAGGCAGGAAUAAAGAUUUGGAUAUUGACUGGUGACAAAAUGGAAACAGCAAUAAACAUUGCAUAUGCUUGUAGUUUAAUCAACAACCAAAUGAAACAGUUGAUUAUCAGUUCUGAAACAAAAGAAGUUAGAGAAGUGGAGGAUCAGGGUGAUCCUGUUGAAACUGCCAGAGUUAUCGAAGACACUGUCAAACGGGAUCUGGAGAGAUGUCUUGAUGAAGUAGAUUAUGAUACGGAUUCUAGAUCAAGAUUAGAUUUUGCCCUUGUGAUAGAUGGAAAAUGCCUAAUGUAUGCGUUAGAUCCAAAGUUACGGGGAAAACUGCUUAAACUAAGUCUGAUGUGCAAAGCUGUUGUUUGUUGUCGAGUAUCUCCCUUGCAGAAAGCACAGGUGACCAGUCUUAUUAAGGUUGGUGCUCGAAAAAUUACUCUUGCCAUUGGUGAUGGUGCCAAUGAUGUGAGUAUGAUUCAGGCUGCACAUGUGGGUGUUGGUAUAAGUGGUUUGGAAGGAAUGCAAGCAGUUAUGGCAAGUGAUUUUGCUAUUGCUCAGUUCCGAUUUCUUACAGAUUUACUUCUCGUGCAUGGUCGAUGGUCCUACAUUAGGAUUUCCAAGGUUGUUGCGUACUUCUUUUAUAAGAAUCUUACUUUUACAUUGACACAAUUUUGGUUCACCUUUCAUACUGGUUUCUCUGGCCAGCGGUUUUAUGAUGAUUGGUACCAGUCCUUGUAUAAUGUUAUUUUUACUGCUCUUCCAGUCAUUGUUGUUGGAGUUUUUGACAAGGAUGUAAGUGCUUCACUGUCCAAAAGGUAUCCUCAGUUAUAUCAGGAAGGAAUAAAAAACAUGUUCUUCAAGUGGAGAGUUUUAGCAGUAUGGGCUUUCUUUGCUGUUUACCAGUCAAUUAUAUUCUUUUCAUUUGCUGUGGGGGCAAGUAGUAAGGGGCAGAACUCAUCAGGAAAAAUGCUUGGACUGUGGGAUGUGGGCACAAUGGCCUUUACUUGUGUAGUAAUCACGGUCAACAUGCGCCUUAUGAUGGCAUCUACUUAUAUCACAAAAUGGCACAAUAUUAGUGUUGCAGGUAGCAUUUUGACAUGGUUUCUAUUUAUAUUUAUAUACUCCGGAAUCAUGACAAGACAUGAUAGACAGGAAAAUAUCUACUUUGUCAUUUAUGUUUUAAUGAGCACCGGGUAUUUCUGGUUGAAUGUUCUACUAGUACCACUAGUGGCGCUCUUAGGCGACUUUCUAUUCCAAGGAAUUCAACAGAGGUUUUAUCCCUACGAUUAUCAAAUUAUUCAGGAAAAAUAUAGGAAUGAACCUGAUGAAUCUACUCAAGAUAAUGAGACAUUAAACGAUUUGACACCAGAUCAAGAGAGAAGUCUAGCAAUUGCUCGGCUUCCCCCUCAAAGGUCAAGACAUACAGGAUUUGCUUUUGAUUCUCCGGGCUAUGAGUCUUUCUUUGCAUUGCAGAAAGGGGUGCUCCCUCCUCCCAAGGCAUGGGAUGUGGCCCGGAGAGCAAGUAUGAAGCCGCCAAAAAGGAAUUUAAAUAGCUGAAAGAAUCCUAUGUAAAUUGCAGAUACUCUAUUUUGCUUAGUCUUCCCUACUGUAAACAGUGAAGUUGCACCCAACUGUCAUGAAUUUAAUCCAUUCUUUGUAGUUAAAUUAUUGGUAGAAUGUAUGUAUACUUAGUAGAUCUAUUCAAAAGUAGCAGUUUUGUCAGAGAUGUAUCAAUAUUUUUCAUUUUGCGUUUUUUUAUCAUUUUCCAAUCAUACAUUCACAGUUCCUACAUUGUGGAAAGGCUUGUUGAACAUUACACCUGUAGAACUUAUGAUUCUCAGGAGCCUUCCUUAUUUGAGUUAUGCAUUUCAGUUCGACAAAGAGGCAGAACUGUUGGACAUGUUCUUGUUGUCACCAGAGCAACAUGCCACUUGUUGCUUUGUUUUAAUUCUAAAUAAUGUAUUGAAUUCUUUUUUUUUUUU
Messenger RNA from Cryptomeria japonica (Japanese cedar), 4501 nucleotides. RefSeq names its product phospholipid-transporting ATPase 3. Lineage: Eukaryota; Viridiplantae; Streptophyta; Pinopsida; Cupressales; Cupressaceae. Gene Ontology annotation, biological process: phospholipid translocation. The coding region runs from base 342 to 4076 and encodes 1244 amino acids. The transcript is spliced from 27 exons. Gene Ontology annotation, molecular function: ATPase-coupled intramembrane lipid carrier activity; magnesium ion binding; ATP hydrolysis activity. The record is from RefSeq and is a predicted model, not a curated record. Gene Ontology annotation, cellular component: plasma membrane.